Molecule: messenger RNA, 564 nt
Organism: Andrographis paniculata
Lineage: Eukaryota; Viridiplantae; Streptophyta; Magnoliopsida; Lamiales; Acanthaceae
Exons: 1
Coding region: 1-564 (187 amino acids)
Source: RefSeq, a predicted model, not a curated record
AUGAUAGGAGAAGGAAAAGUUAAAUAUCUGAAAUUUCAAGAUGGUGAGGAAUCUGAUUGGAUUAAAAUCCCAGAGCAGUUUUUAUUCAAUGAUGGAGAUAAUAACAUCAAUUCUCUUAUGACAAAAACAUAUCCCAAUUUGCUCGAGAGGUAUAAAGAUUCUGCUUAUCUGAAAGAACGAGCCAUUUUAGCACCAAAAAAUGAGGAUGUUGAUGAAAUUAAUUCCAUAAUGGUAUCUAUGAUUCCUGCUGGUAUCCGGAAGUAUUAUAGUGCCGAUACUGUAGCACCGGGUGAAGCUCAAAAUUCAGAACAACAUUUAAAUCCUCCCAAGCUGUUGAAUAUGAUAAAUCUUUUUGGAUUUCCUAAUCAUUUUCUGGAGCUUAAAGAAGGCACACCAAUAAUUCUUCUCAGGAAUAUCAAUCAAUCAUUGGGUCUUUGCAAUAGAACUCAACUUACUAUUCCAAAGUUGGGUGAUAAAGUUCUUGAGGCGCGAAUUAUCAGUGGUUCUCAUGUAGGUGAGGAAGUGUUAAUUCCACGGAUCAUAUUGACCACAACUCAAACUUAA